This is a messenger RNA of Psylliodes chrysocephalus, 1499 nucleotides long. Lineage: Eukaryota; Metazoa; Arthropoda; Insecta; Coleoptera; Chrysomelidae. The record is from the annotation of a GenBank genome assembly.
UGUCUAAGACCAUUCUCAGACUACUUCAAAAUGGUCAUGUAUUUUGUACUCAACUGUAAAUACUAUGAAGUAAAAGUGCGUAAGGACAAUUAAAGGCCCAUCGUCCAUCGAGGAAAAGACUCGUUAGGACCGACAUACCCGAUAAAAACACCGACUCAAAUGCGACAUAGUAAUAGGGCUGGCCCAAAAAGGGGCGGGAUGAUGGCACAUCCCUCGCACGCACACGCUUCCAGCCACGGUUAUUCCGAAUCGGAAGAAGAAGACCGUUUAGAAUACCGUGGACGUCACAGCGGCCGCUGGUGUUCCGUUGGCGCCGCGUACCGUGUCCUGCGAGUCCUUCGUCCUGCUGCGAGGCCUUCGAAUCCUGCCGGUGCUGCUGCUGCGACCUAUUUGUGCAUCAAGUUUUGGCGUGUAGCGGAUGGUGUGCUAAUAAAUAGUACGAAAUCAUUGUUACUGGAAGGAACAAAAAAAUGCCACAUACAGGACAAGCCGGAGUCAAUCAACUUGGAGGAGUUUUCGUCAACGGUCGACCCUUGCCAGACUGUGUCAGAAGAAGAAUUGUGGAAUUAGCUUUACUAGGAGUGAGGCCCUGUGAUAUAUCUAGACAACUUUUGGUAUCUCACGGAUGCGUUUCCAAAAUUUUAACUAGAUUUUACGAAACAGGUUCAAUUAGGCCUGGAUCGAUUGGAGGAUCAAAAACCAAGCAAGUAGCCACGCCGACCGUUGUAAAGAAAAUACUCCGCUUUAAACAAGAAAAUCCGGGCAUGUUUGCCUGGGAAAUUAGGGAACAACUCAUAUCCCAAAGGAUAUGCGAACCACACAACAUUCCCUCCGUCAGCUCAGUCAACCGGAUUUUGCGGAACAGCGGAGUUUGGCCUGAUCCCCCCGACAUGUUACAUCAUCGAGUCACGCAUUCAUCGGAUUCUAUUCUCAGAGGAGAAAUCUACUCCAAAGCUGUAUCACCAGUAAAUCCAACUCUUCCUUACUACCCAUCUAUGCCUGAUCCUUCCUUUAUUCCUACUAAUAGAUUUUCAUCAUUUCAACGUCAACUACACAUAUCGACAUCUUCUUCAUUGGAAAUUAUCCCUUCUGCCAAUUGGUCGAACCUUAUUGUACCCUGUCAACUCUCUAGUAACAAAGAUCCACUUUCCUAUGGUAGUUCUGAUAAUAAAAAAGAUCCAUCCGUGACGGAAAUAGAAAGAAACGAUGGAAAAAAGAAGAAUCCUUACUCCAUUGAAGAGCUACUAAAAAAACCCGUUACCAGGAAUAAACCAAUCAGUUUCGAAAGCCUUGGAGUUCAUCAACCUUAUGGAGGGCUAGUCAGUACAGAAGAUUUGAAAAGCACUAAUUAUAACAGUGAUAGUGAAAGUGAAACCGAACAAGAUAUUAAAAUUGAAGUAGUGUAGGAUGUACAUUAUAAUAAUUACGGAAUGGUGUAUAAAAUGUAGUAUAAUUUGAUUUAUAAAAUUUUGUUGGCGCCAUAUUUCUGAAAUACUGAU